CAUUAAUCCGUCAGACGCCUCAUUCAUCGAGUUUCUCUGUUUUACAGCUAUGAAUUUCAUGCAUGUUUCUUAUCGACAUGAUGCUAUUUUGUAGUUAAGGGGAUAUAAGACAGCGGUUGUCAGUGUUUGUGUUGUGAGAGUGUCAUUAAUGUUCAACAUGAGGUUGAGUUCAUCUGUCUUUGCUUUACUCUGUCUCAUAUGUGAGGUUGUGAGCAUCGCUCUCUUCCUCAGAGGAUUCUUUCCUGUUCCUGUCAAAUCAUCCUUUUCAUCCAAAAGCAAAGUGUCUCACUUUCCUGCUGAGCCACUAACAGGAAGUGGAGUAAACUCCAGCAAAAUCCCUGGGCCGUUGUUCAGGCGGGUGGUGAUAGUUUUGAUUGACGCUCUUAGAGAAGACUUUGUGUUUGGUUCUGAUGGCCGCAGGUUUAUGCCCUACACCAGAAAUGUGGUGGAAAGAGGCUCGUCCCACAGCUUCAUCGCCAAAGCCAGAGCACCCACCGUCACCAUGCCCAGAAUUAAGGCCCUAACCACCGGCAGUAUUCCAGGUUUUAUAGAUGUGGUGAUGAACCUUAACUCUCCAGCCCUGUUGGAGGAUAAUCUCAUCUGGCAGGCCAAAACCGCUGGCAAGCGAAUCAUCUUUUAUGGUGAUGACACUUGGGUCCGGCUCUUCCCCAAACACUUCAUGGAGCAGGACGGAACGACAUCCUUCUUUGUCUCCGACUACAUGGAGGUGGAUAAUAAUGUGACCCGUCAUUUGGAUGACACUUUGAAGAGAGAUGACUGGGACAUUCUCAUCUUACACUAUCUGGGUCUGGAUCACAUUGGUCACAUUAGUGGACCACACAGCUCUCUGAUUGGACCAAAACUGGUAGAGAUGGAUGACAUCAUUAAGAAGAUACAUGCCUCCCUCAUAUCAAAGGAAUCUGAAGGGACGUUGCCCAACCUCCUGGUAUUGUGUGGAGAUCAUGGCAUGUCUGAAACCGGCAGCCAUGGCGGAUCAUCAGAACCAGAAAUCAACACGGCCCUCGUGCUCAUUAGCCCCGCAUUUAGGAGAAAAGCCGAAUUUGAGGAGCCGGGUGUUCUGGAGCAGGUGGAUCUGACGCCCACCCUGGCGCUGGGUCUGGGGUUGCCCAUCUCUCAGAACAGUGUGGGCCGUUUGAUUCCAGCCGUGUUUGAGGAGCUGUCAAUCAGAGAGCAGCUACGCUUUCUCCAGCUCAACGGGCACCAGCUCAGCCGUCUCCUGCAGGACAGCAAUCCUACCUUUCACAAGGAGGACGGUUAUGAAUUGUUUCGCGUGGCAGAGAAGUCUCACACCAGCUGGAUGAAGCUCUAUGUGGAUGGAAACACCUCGGAGGUUCUCAGUAACAUGGGCAAGAAGGUUCUCAAACAAUAUCUGGAUGCUCUGAAGGCCAUGAGCUCAGCUCUUAGCAAACAGCUGGGGAAAUAUGACAUGUACUCUAUGAUCAUGGGCAUGAUAUUCCUUCUUCAGAUUCUGGGUCUGCUGCUGUUGGCUAUGCCAGAGGCAUUGAGCAGAGAUGCAAUGGUCGAUGUCCCGUUGGCAGCGUCUUUGUUCUCGCUGCCCUUCUACCUGCUGUGUCUGCUCGGUGCCUCCCUGCACGUGCUGAUCUGCACCUCGGCCGGGGGUCUCUGUUACCUCUGCAGCCUACCUUGGGUCUUAGUGUUCACCGCUAUCCUCCUCUCCUCUGCCCUGAUGUGUGCUCUGGUUGCCAUGGCAGCAAGGAGGAUGCCCAACAGCAGCAGUAAGACUCCUACUAAGGGUUCAGAUUGGACUCUGUCAGAGUUGGAUGUUCUGUUGCUGGUCGGUACUGUGGGUCACACCUUCAGUUUGGGUUCCAGUAGUUUCAUUGAGGAGGAACAUCAGACCUGGUACUUCCUGCUCAACACUUUGUGCCUGGCAGUCUUCCAGGAUGUAUGCAGGAAGUACUUCAGAGAACGGAGACAUAGAGGUGAGGAAGAGGAGGAGGGUCCUCUGCUUCCCUCCACUGCUGAGGAAACAUUUUCUUCUCCUUCCUCUUUCUUCCCGGAGCUGGGGAUCAGCGUGGGGUCAGAGAAGUGGCUGGCACUGGCGACUCCGCUGCUGACCCUGGCCUGCUGUCGUCUACUGAGGUCACUGAAUCAGACCGGGGUGCAGUGGGCGCACCUGCCAGACUUCGGACACUGGCUGAACAGUGGAGAUCAUAAGAUGUUUCUCUCCGUGCUGGCGGCGCUCUCUCUGGCUCUGAUCUUCCUCCUCAUCCAGCGUCAUUGCUCUCUGGUGUCUAAGAUCGCCCUGGUGCUCGGCCUUCUCGGAGUUUACAGCUAUCGCGCCGCUGUCGGAAACGUCCUGUUCCCAUGGCAACACAGCAGCCGUGCUGUCUCCAAGGGAACCGUUGAGGCGCGAUUCGUCUAUGUCUUCGUCCUCGGGAUCCUCUUCACCGGCGUGAAGGACCUGUUGCGGGCGCAGCUGACGUCCUCGGCCGUGGACGGUGGGCGUUUGAAGAGCAGAGGAUUGUGGGAAGUGUACAGUGGCGUCGUUCUACUGGUGGCUCUGCUCUUCAGAGCUCAUAAUCUGCCCACGUUGGCCUGCUGUCUGCUCAUCCAGACCAUCAUGGCUCAAUUCAUCUGGAAGAAACUACAUUACGAUGCUGCACAGACCACCAUAAUGCACUACUGGUUUGGCCAGGCCUUCUUCUACUUCCAGGGGAACUCGAACAACAUCGGUACAGUGGACAUCUCUGUGGGGUUUGUGGGUCUUGAGAGUUAUGUUGAAGCACCUGCCAUCAUCCUCACAGUGUUGAGCACUUACGCUGGACCUCUGCUCUGGGCCUUUCACCUCCUCUGUUACCUCAGCUCAGAAAGAGACAGGGCUGUAAUGGGUCUCGGUCACGGUAGUUACUGCUUCGCUCUCCUGCGGUCCAUUCCUGCGGUGUUCUACGUGGUUCUGGUCAUCGCCCUCCGAUAUCACCUCUUUAUCUGGAGCGUGUUUUCUCCCAAACUCUUAUACGAGGCCAUGCACACCCUCGUCACUACAGCUGUGUGUCUGUGUUUCACAUUCAUGGAUCAGGACCGCUCCGCCCGACCUUGAGCACGUGCCCUGAAACCCAGAACCAAACUCGACCUCGGGUACAGAAAGGCAGAGGAGUUUUAGGAUUGGUGAAUGAAUGUUUCAGUGGAUGUUCAGUGUAUAAAAAUCACACCCUGAUGUGAAAGAGACGGUGGAAGAUGUGCAAACAUCACAGCUGAGAACUUGUGAAUCAGGUGAUGAAUAAGCCAUGAUGUUUUUACUGCUUUCCAUGUAUGUGAAUAAAUGAUAUUUUUAUUAGCAUUUUUGGGGGUAACUGAUUGCACAGAUAAUGGUGUAAGUAAAUAUGUUACUCCCUCUUUCUAUGCAGUUUUACAGAUAAAUGUAAAUCAUGUUUUACACUGACCGAUACUUCACCUCUGGAUUAAUAAUAAUAUUAAUAAUAAUAAUAUGAGACGUGUCAUUAAUAACUCUGUAGAUAGAAACGCACUUUGAAACUUGGAGAGAUCUUAAAACUCAUUUAAAUGAUAUCUAUCUAAACAUGACUAUGCAUGAUGACACGUUCAGUUAAUCUGCCCUUUGGAAAUGUGAACUAAUUUAUUUGAGUAAGUGCUUGUUCUUUAUCUUAGUGAACGGAUCUGAUUAAUAAUGAAACAAAUCAUUUUAAGCCUCAAAUUAAUAUAUGAUUUUUUAAAGUGUGACACAUUUGCCUCUUUGUUUAAAACAUUCAAAUCUAUAAUUUGAUGAAACUCUAAUUUUCUUUAGUUUUUUAGGGUUUGUUGGUGUAAACUGUAUGCAAAAAGUUAUUACAAUUUAUAUGGCUAUAUGUGAAAGCUCAGAUGCAAAAGCUACUAAAUGCCACCACUGCCAAAAAAUGAGAUAAUGAUAUAAAAUUAGAUAAUUUUUCUGCGUAACAAAGUCUGUUGACUCUGCCCUGUGAAUUCAUGUCACAUGUGACCAGUAGAAAACCAAUACGUCACGGCAUGACCUUUCGCUUUCCUUAAAACCAAAAAUGGAUAAAAACGCUCCAUGGCCGUAUGCAAACCAAUGUCUGAAAAAUAUUUGCAUGCUCAAAGUCUGGUGUGAGCAUCUCUUAAUCGCAGCCUCAAACCAUUCAGAAAUAAAAACCAUUCAGCCAUUAAAGUGAAAUUACUGAACAUGAGCCUGAUUAAAAUGCUCUUUUAAGAAAACACUUUUGCAUCUGAGCUCUUUAUAUAUUAAUCUUUAAACAAGGACAUUGUGACUCCAGACAUAACGCAGUAAAGCAUUAGCUGUUGUUAACUGUUGAGUCACUUGCUGCAUGACAUUUAUUGGUGGCUUGGUUUCAAUCUUCAGAUUUUACUGCAGUAUUUCCGCUUACAUUGACAGUAAAAUGAGUGGGUCUUGCCUACUUGCAACGGUGUAAGAAUCAAAUAAUGUCUACCGCAGUUGUACAGCCCUUUAGUGUAACUCAAACCCAUCAGAGCAUUAAUGCACCGCUCGACAUAAGCGCAACGCUCUGACCUUCACAUGAAAAGUGUUUAUGGGUGUUUAUUCAGCAUCACAGAAGGACUAGUUUAAUAUUUAAACUAUGCACUUAAAAAUCUAAUGUGAAUAAUACAGUAUAAUGAUUAUUCUUUACAUGUCAUGGUAUAGCUUUAACACUGUACAUACACACACUGUCUCAUCUUGUUAUCUGUGCACAGGCCACAAUGAUAUCAUUAUAUGUUUGUGGAAAAGACGUUAGCUCAUGUUUUCAUGUUCUGUUAAUAAAGGAGAUGUUAGGAUUUCUGCUUCCCACAUUGGUUGAGCAUUACUGGUGUACUUUUUAUCUAUAGGAGUUAAUUGUGUGACUGAGUUCCCUGCUGAACUGUCAGCGUCCUCCAGUAAUCUCUCUCACCGGACUGAACGCUUCAGUUUGACCUCUGGGAUGCUCUUCAGAUCCUCAGCUUUCAUCAAAAUACUGAGCCAGAAAAAGGAGGAGUGUAUGCGAAAAUACAGUUCAGAUUUAAAGACUGCUGAUUUUAUCACACGUAGUUUUCCGUCCCAAGGGCACAAAUGUGUACUACUGUAAGUCCAGUAAUAAUGUUUAUGUGACAUUUGAAUGAUCAACUUUUUAUUUUUACAGUUAUUGCCCAGUUAGUCAUUAUCAAAAUCAAACCAUGUAGGGAUAUUCAGGAGGUCUUGUUUUGUAACCCUAAUUUUACUGCUACAGUAUGUACAAUAUUACUGCAGUGUGACUUUUACAUCUUCUGUAAUGGGGUGUCUUUAGAAUUUAGGUAUAUGGUUUUUAUGUUUAUUUUUGUCUUGAUGUUGAGGGUGGUGUGAUAACCAGACCUCUAGAUUAUUAACCAGCUUUCACAAACCUUAUCUGAACUCCCUAUGAAACGUUGCAGGUUCGUUCUCAAACUCACUGGGUAAAAGACGAUCAAUAGCGACUGUGGGGUAAACUUUGUGCCUUGAUAGAUUUUUUUCCUGGUUUCACUGUAAACUAUUUUUCUUGGUUUUAUUGUGAACUUUUUUUCUUUCAUUUUUAAGAUUUUUCAUAGUGAAUUUUUUUUUAAUUUUGAUAGA
Molecule: messenger RNA, 5572 nt
Organism: Paramisgurnus dabryanus
Lineage: Eukaryota; Metazoa; Chordata; Actinopteri; Cypriniformes; Cobitidae
Source: RefSeq, a predicted model, not a curated record